Molecule: messenger RNA, 207 nt
Organism: Aspergillus versicolor CBS 583.65
Lineage: Eukaryota; Fungi; Ascomycota; Eurotiomycetes; Eurotiales; Aspergillaceae
Product: translation machinery-associated protein 7
Exons: 3
Coding region: 1-207 (68 amino acids)
Source: RefSeq, a predicted model, not a curated record
AUGGGUGGCGCAAGCAGAGAAGGCGGCAAGGUUAAGCCCCUCAAGGCGGCCAAGAAGGAGAAGAAGGAUCUCGACGAGGAUGACCUCGCUUUCAAGGAGAAGCAGAGAGCCGAGGCCAAGGCGAAGAAGGAGCUGCUAGACAAGGCUAAGGGCAAGGGCCCGCUGAACACAGGCAGCCAGGGUAUCAAGAAGUCUGGGAAGAAAUGA